This is a messenger RNA of Malus domestica (apple), 1613 nucleotides long. Its product is annotated as glucan endo-1,3-beta-glucosidase 12-like. The record is from RefSeq and is a predicted model, not a curated record. NCBI's taxonomy places the organism in Eukaryota, Viridiplantae, Streptophyta, Magnoliopsida, Rosales, Rosaceae.
UCGUACUAUUACUACCACAGUACCUCUUCGCUCCAAGAAGUAAAACUAGAGAGAGAGAGAGAGAGAGAGAGAGAGAGAUUUGAUGCUCUGCAACUACAACAAUGUUGAAAAAGAUGGUGUUCUUCUUUCAUCUUCUUUUUCUCCUUUCGUUUUUUGUUUCUGGUGAAAGGCAAGACUCCAUUGUUUCUGUAAAAUCUGGAGAUCUCAGUGAGGUGGCAAGCAGCAUUUUGAAGGCAGAAACUUGGCUUAAAACCCACGUCCUCGCUCACUACCCUUCCAUCUCCAUCACCGCCAUUGUCGUCGGCGGUGGUGGUGGCCCUCUUCUCUGCCGGAAAGAGCAAGAAAACACUCUCGCUCUCGUCCUCCCAGCCCUCAAGAACUUGCACCACUCCCUCACACGGUGGGGCCUCCAGGAACACAUCAAACUCUCAGCCACCUUCGCUCCUUCUUGUUUCGACAGAAGCUCCUAUAUUUUUGGGAAAUUUAUUAGGCCUGUCCUAGAUUUUAUCAAGGGCGCAUCUCCAACGUUUGUGUCUUCUCACUCCGAAAGCCUUGAAGAUUUUAUCGGCGUUAGCUUUAACUCCGACGAUGUUCCUGUCGUUCUCGACAACCCGGGAGAGAGAAAACCCAGCGGCAGAAAGCUCUCUGCCGACCCCUUUCCGGCGAGACCGACUCCGUUGCCUGAAAUCUCGGAAACCCCGCUUCACUCUUCCGUUGGUUUCUCAGUCCCCGCCAAUGUGGCUAAAAACCCUCAUCCUCCACAGCCCCAAACGGCCUCUCCGCCACUCCAAGUGCCUUCCCCACAACCCCGAACCGCCUUUCCUCCGCCGCCACUAAUGCCUUCCCCGGAGGCACAAGCAGCCUCACCACCACCACCGCAAAUAGCCUCUCCACCAGAUAUGUCUUUCUCCUCAGCCCCCGAAAACCCUCCUUUUGUUGAUGAAUCCCCUCCUCCUCCGCCUUCCCCUGCCACAUUUCCACCCUGCCGCAAUCCGAUUCCGACACAUGUGCCGCCUCCUGCCCUGGCCCCUCAGAUGGCGGUGCACAAGCUGUGGUGUGUGGCCAAGCCUACCGUUCCUUCAGACACUCUGCAGGUGGCAAUGGACUUUGCCUGCGGAGACGGCAAUGCUGACUGCAAGGAGAUCAUGCCAGAUGGCAACUGCUACAACCCUGAUUCUGUUGUGGCACAUGCUUCCUAUGCCUUCAACAGCUACUGGCAGAAGAACAAGAGGACCGGAGGGACUUGCAGCUUCGAUGGCACUGCAAUGCUGAUCAACAAUGAUCCAAGUUAUCUUCAAUGUCGCUUCGUUCUCACCUGAAUGCGUUCGGAGCGGAAACUGAGACUGGUGGCUGUUGUUCUAUGACGGGGUUUUGAAUUUUUGGGAAAUCGUAUUCUGAGGUGACCUUGUAAUUUUGCAGCCAUCAGUUUUUGUUACUAGUUUACUUUAGCAUUAUUUAGUUCUAAGUAGUUAUAUCUGGUUUCUUUUGAUAUGUAAUCCUCCCCUUUUAAGUGCGAGGAUCCGAAAGACAAGUGCUAAUUCCGAAAGAAAUCUUGCGGAUUUCUGUUGUUCGACUUUGUAUGGAGUGAUUUAUUUCUCACGAAAAUUCUACAA